Messenger RNA from Lagopus leucura (white-tailed ptarmigan), 404 nucleotides. Its product is annotated as dedicator of cytokinesis protein 9-like. The coding region runs from base 99 to 404 and encodes 101 amino acids. Lineage: Eukaryota; Metazoa; Chordata; Aves; Galliformes; Phasianidae. The record is from RefSeq and is a predicted model, not a curated record. Gene Ontology annotation, molecular function: guanyl-nucleotide exchange factor activity. The transcript is spliced from 3 exons. Gene Ontology annotation, biological process: small GTPase-mediated signal transduction; positive regulation of GTPase activity.
UGUUAUCCUGUUACCCCAUUAUUCUCUUCUUUGAAUUUUAGCGGCUCGCUCAUUUGUAUGACACUCUUCAUCGUGCAUACAGUAAAGUAACAGAAGUUAUGCAUACAGGCAAGAGACUGCUAGGAACUUACUUCAGGGUAGCAUUCUUUGGACAGGGAUUCUUUGAGGAUGAAGAUGGAAAGGAGUAUAUUUAUAAAGAGCCUAAACUCACACCUCUUUCAGAGAUUUCUCAAAGACUCCAGAAACUCUACUCUGACAAAUUUGGAUCUGAAAAUGUCAAAAUGAUUCAGGAUUCUGGCAAAGUAAAUCCAAAGGAUUUAGAUUCAAAAUAUGCACACAUUCAGGUUACACAUGUAGUUCUUUACUUUGAAGAAAGAGUUGCAAGAAAGGAAAGCAGAUUUUGA